GGUCGCGCUGCGCUUUGCGCUGCUCCGGAGAGGUUUGGUGCUGGGAGCGGGGAUUUAGGCCUGCGGUUUGGACCUCGGAGCGGGAACGUCCACCGUUCCGGGGCCGCAUCCCCACCCUUUUCCCGCCCCAGGUCGGCUCGGUUUCAGGCCGGGCUGCAGGCACCAUGGCUUCCCGCGGGAGGAAGCGAAAGGCCGAGGCGGCAGUGGUCGCGGUAGCUGAGAAACAGGAGAAGUUGGCUGGCGGCCAGAAGGAAGUGGCGGAGGCAACCGUCGUUAUCGAGCAUUGCACGAGUUGACGCGUGUACGGGCGCAACGCCGCGGCCCUGAGCCAGGCGCUGCGUCUCGAGGCCCCGGAGCUUCCAGUGAAAGUGAACACUGCCAAGCCCCGGAGGGGCAGCUUCGAGGUGACGCUGCUGCGCCCAGACGGCAGCAGUACGGAGCUCUGGACUGGAAUUAAGAAGGGGCCUCCACGGAAACUGAAGUUCCCUGAGCCGCAAGAGGUAGUGGAGAAGCUGAAGAAGUACCUUCCGUAGAGCGAUUUGGGCAUAAGUCCUCAUGCUGAGCCUUCUGUUUCUGGUGAUGUUGGAGCAUUUAUGAUGGGACAUGGCCAAACCUCAGUCAUGUGCCUGAAGCUAUGGUUUCUUCCCCUCCAGAAAUGAUGGUUCAGGUGUGAGGCAACCUUCUAGUAAGGCACUGAAAAGUUCUUGGAUUUGGUUUGUUUAAUAAAAGUUGAAAUAAAGUACUUGAGUAAUAAA
Messenger RNA from Pteronotus mesoamericanus, 755 nucleotides. RefSeq names its product selenoprotein H (gene SELENOH). The transcript has 4 exons. The record is from RefSeq and is a predicted model, not a curated record. Gene Ontology annotation, cellular component: Golgi apparatus. Lineage: Eukaryota; Metazoa; Chordata; Mammalia; Chiroptera; Mormoopidae.